This is a messenger RNA of Wyeomyia smithii (pitcher-plant mosquito), 1238 nucleotides long. Its product is annotated as CLIP domain-containing serine protease B4-like. Gene Ontology annotation, biological process: proteolysis. Lineage: Eukaryota; Metazoa; Arthropoda; Insecta; Diptera; Culicidae. The transcript is spliced from 4 exons. The record is from RefSeq and is a predicted model, not a curated record. Bases 61 to 936 code for a protein of 291 amino acids. Gene Ontology annotation, molecular function: serine-type endopeptidase activity.
CAUGGGGAAGCCCGGUGCAAUCAGUUCUGCUGAGUCCCUGGGAUCAAUCAGUUCAUCAAAAUGCAUUUCUGGACAAGUUCCUUGGUUCUGCUGCUAGUGAAUGCAAUAUGUUCAAAAGCAGCACACAAACUACCAGAACCUGGUCAAUGUGGUACUAUGGUCACAGACCGGAUUUACGGCGGAAACAUCACGGACAUCGAUAGUUAUCCCUGGACUGUUAUCUUGGUUUUUCGAGAAUCUGGACAUGAAUCGGAUUUAUUCCAUUGCGGCGGGUGCUUGAUUUCGGAUCGAUACGUCCUUACUGCUGCACACUGUCUCGAUGGGCUAACAGAGGACUACCGAGUAGAUCGCAUACGGCUGGGCGAGUGGGAUCUAGCAAGUGAUCAAGAUUGCAACUCUGAAUCCAUUUGCACUGAUCCACCGAUUGAUGUUGGAAUUGAAAGCAUGGUUAGUCACGAGGGAUUCAACAAACUAACGUUAAUCAACGAUGUGGCGUUAAUUAAGUUGAACCAGAGCGUGAAUUUCACGGAUUUUAUAUCACCCGUUUGUCUGCCAUUUUCGGAAACGGCAAAAGCCUUGGACACCGAUAAUACUACAUUCAUUGCUGUUGGUUGGGGAAAUACGGAGCAUAGAAAUGGAACAUAUGAAUACGGAAGUCGUUUCAAAUUGUUCGUUCCUUUGAAAGGUGUUGACAAUGUCAUUUGCGAUGGAACCUACGAUGAAGACAUAAUUGCUUCGCAGCUAUGUGCCGGAGCGGAAGGGGGCAAGGAUACCUGUCAGGGUGAUUCAGGCGGCGGUUUAGUAGCCUCUGUCGAUGGUGUUUAUUACGAGUAUGGCAUUGUCAGCUGGGGAUAUGGCUGCGGACGACAAGGUGUACCCGGAGUAUACACUCGGGUAACGAGUUUUUUGGAUUGGAUUACCAGUCAUUUAACAUAAAACUUUGUUUUUGGUUGAUUAUUCCGUAGUUUUGUCAUUUCAUUGGCACAUAUCCAUGCACAGAUAAUAAAUAUAUUCAAUAUAGUGUGAUAUGAAAAUAUUUUGUGAUCAAAAAUGACAGUAACAAUCGUGCGUUUCUAAAACUAAAAGAUAUAGAAAUAAAACACAGAGCUCGGAGAAUCGUUUUAUUUAUGCAUAAGUAUGAUGAGGCUACAAAAUAAUACGAGAUGGUGAUAUUCUUAUUCAUCAGUUUGCGAAAGCUACAUAAACUUUAUGUAAAUUACAUUUGUGUUUAAAACAAA